AUGUCGGCCUCCUUCAAGAUUACUGAUUCUCUCCCCCUCCCGAACUCGAACGUUCGCAUUCCGCGCCUCGGCUUCGGUGUCUACCGCUCCCCAACAGACCAGUGCGUGAAGUCUUGCCUGAAGGCAUUGGACGCGGGCUACCGACACAUCGACACAGCGCAGUUCUACGGCAAUGAGGAAGAAGUUGGAGAAGCUCUGCGCACUUCUGGAGUGCCAAGGGAGCAGGUUUUUGCGACAACCAAGAUCCUCAGCCCCGCCGCCUCGCUCGAGGCUACCUACGAUAAACUGCUAGCUUCCGUGCACAAGAUCGGUGGCGCGGACGGAUAUGUUGAUUUGUUCUUAAUUCACUCCUCCAGCUCAGGCUCUGCUGGGCGCAAGCUUUUGUGGCAGGCGCUUGAGAAGCUAUACGCGGAGGGCAAGGCGAAGAGCAUCGGUGUUAGCAACUGGGGUGUGGGGCACAUUGAGGAGAUGCGCUCAUAUGCCCAGGUGUGGCCGCCUCAUGUGAACCAGAUCGAGCUCCACCCGUGGUGCCAGCAGCGCGUUAUCGAUCAAUACUGCAAGAAGAACGGCAUUAUCGUCGAGGCCUAUUCGCCCAUCGUGCGGAACUAUAAAGCCAAUGACCCAACACUAGUGGAAGUGGCGAACAAGUACGGCAAGCCCACUCAACAAAUCUUGAUCCGCUAUGCGUUGCAGAAGGGCUGGGUGCCUCUGCCUAAGUCCGAUGACCCCGAACGGAUCAUCUCAAAUGCAGACGUGUUCGGAUUCGACCUCAGCGUGGAGGACAUGGCUGUGUUGGAUUCCCUCGACCAGGGUAGUGCUGGCGCUAUUGUGGAGGCCGUGAGCAACGAAUGA
Penicillium paradoxum is the source of this 852-nucleotide messenger RNA. Its product is annotated as aldo/keto reductase family protein. The record is from RefSeq and is a predicted model, not a curated record. The coding region runs from base 1 to 852 and encodes 283 amino acids. The transcript is spliced from 2 exons. Lineage: Eukaryota; Fungi; Ascomycota; Eurotiomycetes; Eurotiales; Aspergillaceae. Gene Ontology annotation, molecular function: oxidoreductase activity.